This is a messenger RNA of Glycine soja, 1993 nucleotides long. Its product is annotated as AT-hook motif nuclear-localized protein 24-like. NCBI's taxonomy places the organism in Eukaryota, Viridiplantae, Streptophyta, Magnoliopsida, Fabales, Fabaceae. Bases 357 to 1253 code for a protein of 298 amino acids. Gene Ontology annotation, molecular function: DNA-binding transcription factor activity; minor groove of adenine-thymine-rich DNA binding. The transcript has 2 exons. The record is from RefSeq and is a predicted model, not a curated record. Gene Ontology annotation, cellular component: nucleus. Gene Ontology annotation, biological process: vegetative to reproductive phase transition of meristem.
UUCUCAAUCUAACCCUAACCUAUCACACAACAUCUGAUUCUACUUUGUUUUUUCCUCGGUCACCAUUCUUGCAGUUCCUGAAGAGGAACUUGAAUUUUAUCACCCUCCAAUUCACCUCCCUCGCGAAUUUCAAUCUCAUAUCUUGUCUUCCUUCCUUUCAUCACUACUACUCAACUUAAUAUAUAGGAAGCUAGCUGUUAGUCCUCUACUGCUUGCAUCACUUCAAAUUAGCAACAAACUUAAGCCCAUCAAAAUUAUUGCAAUUACACAUAUAUAAAGAUAUAUAUUGGAAUUCUCCAAUUGAAUUCACUUCCUUUAGUUCUUGUAUAUUACUCAUAGACAAAAAAAAAGAAGAAAUGGAUCCUAUUACAGCACAUGGUCACUCUCUUCCACCUCCUUUCCACACAGCAAGAGAUCUCCACCUCCACCACCAACAGCAACAACACCAGUUCCACUCCUUACAAGAAGACGAGCAAAGUGGAAGCAGCGGAGGCCUAAACCUCGCAGCUCACAAAAGGGAACGCGAAGAAAACAACAACAGCGAUGGCAAAGAAGGUGGUGCUGGCUCCGCCGAAACCGAAAUUUCAAGAAGACCUCGAGGAAGACCCGCCGGAUCCAAGAACAAGCCCAAGCCCCCCAUCAUCAUCACGCGUGACAGCGCCAACGCCCUCAAAACGCACGUCAUGGAAGUCGCCGACGGCUGCGACAUCGUCGAGAGCGUCUCCGCCUUCGCCCGCCGCCGCCAGAGAGGGGUUUGCAUCAUGAGCGGCACUGGAACCGUCACCAACGUCACCCUGAGGCAACCUGCUUCUUCCGGCGCCGUCGUCACUCUCCACGGCAGGUUCGAGAUCUUGUCCCUCGCCGGAUCCUUCCUCCCACCUCCGGCGCCUCCCGAAGCCUCCGGUUUGACCAUAUACCUAGCCGGAGGACAAGGACAAGUCGUCGGAGGAAGCGUGGUUGGCGCGCUGAUUGCUUCGGGGCCUGUGGUUAUCAUGUCAGCUUCGUUUAGCAACGCUGCGUAUGAGAGGCUUCCUUUGGAAGAUGAGGAGCCGUCGAUUGGGCUUCAGGGAGGAGGUUCGAUUGGGUCACCUGGCGGUGGCGGUGGCGUUGGUCAAUCGCAGGCACCUCAUCAGCUUAUGGGGGAUUCUACUACAGCGCCUCUUUUCCAUGGUUUGAAUCCGAAUCUUCUGAAUUCGGUUCAGAUGCCGUCGACGGAGACGUUCUGGGCAACGGGUCGCUCUCCUUACUGCUGAUCGAUGAUGCAACAGUAACAAUACUGUGACUGUGGAUCAUUUCAUUGGUCUUUUUGGGGGUGGAUCGGGUACGUACGUACUACGUAGCAAGAGAUUCACCAAACUGUACUGUCGUGUUGCGAAAAAGCUAGUUAGUAGGGAAUGAAUAGUGGAUCCAUAUUAAGUUGAACGAACCAACGUGCCAUUCAGCUUCUAUUGUUUGUCGUUUUGAUUAUUAGGUGAGUCACUUGGCAUAUGUUUACGUGUAUUUUGAGACUGUAAUUAAAUUCAUGGAUGAAUCGUGGGCUAGUUUUAUUCUAUUUAUGAGAAAACAAGAAUGGGUGAAUAAAUGCAGUACUAGUUAUUUACUGGGUAGCAGCAGCAGUAAUAGUUUGUACGCGGAACGAAUGCAAAGGAGAAUGAGGAGGAAGAUUUAAGAGAACCACGCAGUGGGGGAAGAUAUUCUCUACUGCAUGUUGUGUCUUCGAUUCAACACUUAAUGUAAGUGUUUGAAAACUCACAUUUGCAGGUUGGUAUUCGUUGCAUUCCUUGUUCUCGUUGUUUUCUGUUCGUUGUUAUAUGGGCGUCUUCUAUCAGGUUUAGAAACCGAAGAACAGCGUUUUGGGUUGCUCAUAUUUCUGAAUUGAAAGGUAACGUCUCUUUUUUGUUGUUUCACUUUGAGGUUAUGGUAGAUGUAUUAAUACAUGUGCGCGCACUGUGUGAUGGAUUUAGUGAAUAGUGGAAGUGGUUUAAUUUCUUGA